Messenger RNA from Urocitellus parryii (Arctic ground squirrel), 3850 nucleotides. RefSeq names its product zinc finger protein 606 (gene Znf606). Lineage: Eukaryota; Metazoa; Chordata; Mammalia; Rodentia; Sciuridae. Gene Ontology annotation, cellular component: nucleus. Gene Ontology annotation, biological process: regulation of transcription by RNA polymerase II. The record is from RefSeq and is a predicted model, not a curated record. Gene Ontology annotation, molecular function: RNA polymerase II cis-regulatory region sequence-specific DNA binding; DNA-binding transcription activator activity, RNA polymerase II-specific.
UCCGGCGCAGGCCUGCCGCCCGGCAGUCGCUCCGCUCCGCCCCCCGGCCCCGACUCGGCCACGCGCGCGGGCUGGCCAGCACCGGCCUCGAGGUCCUGCAGUUGUGCAGCAGUCACCACCGUCUGUCCCAGAACAUUUUCAUAAUCCCAGAAGGCACCUGCACCCCAAUGGGAGCUGUCACCUCCCACUUUCCCGUCUUCCAGCCCUAGACCAUGACUGUAUCUGCAGACUGGGAAUCARGUGCUCUUGGGCAGGUGGUGCUCCUGGACAGGCACCUGGUUGAUCUGUCCUCAGGGAUGGCGGCCAUCAACCCGUGGGCCUCGUGGGGUGCCCUUAUGGACCAGUCCUGGGGGAUGGCAGCUGUUGACCCGUGGGCCUCCUGGGCUCUGUGUCCUCAGGACUCUGCGUGGCUCAUGGAUGGGAGCAACGAGGAGGGGAGGAGGGCUGCUGGGCACCCAGCAGCCCAGGUCCAGGAACCAGUGACCUUCGAGGACGUGGCUGUGGACUUCACCCAAGAAGAGUGGGGGCAACUAGAUCUUGUGCAGAGGACUCUGUACCGGGACGUGAUGCUGGAGACCUAUGGGCACCUGCUCUCUGUGGGGAAUCAGAUUGCCAAGCCUGAGGUCAUCUCCCUGUUGGAACAAGGAGAAGAACCGUGGUUGGUGGAGCAGACGUGUCCCGAGAGCUCUUGUCCAGAGUGGAUGAGAGGUCAUGAAAGCAGUGCCUUGAUCCCAGCACAGAGUACUUUCAAUGAAGAACAAUCCCACGGCAUGAAGUUGAAAAGAUACAUAUGGGAUGAUCCUUGGUUUUCUAGGUUAGGAGUUUGGGGAUGUAAAGACCAAUUAGAAAUGUGCCAUACAAACCAGAGUACAGCUAUGAGGCAAAUGGUCUUCAUGCAAAAACAAGUCCUGUCUCAGAGAGGACUGAAUUCUGAAUUCUGUGGACUGGGGGCAGAGUAUAGCCAGAGCGUAAACUUCGUUCCCUGUCAGAGGGUUUCUCAGUUAGAGCAUUUCUAUAAACCUGAUGUKCAUGCUGAAAGCUGGAGGUGCAACUCAGCCAUAAUGUAUGCAGAUAAGAUCACCUGUGAAAACAGUGAUUAUGACAAAGCCCUGUACCAGUCCCUCCACCCUGUUCACCCUGUAAAAAUGCAAACUGGGGAUGAUCUUUUCAAAUGUACUGAUGCUGUUAAGUCUUUCAACCAUAUAAUACAUUUUGGUGAUCAUAAAGGAAUGCACACAGGAGAAAAACUGUAUGAGUAUAAGGAGUGCCAUCAAAUCUUUAACCAGAGCCCAUCCUUUAAUGAACAUCCAAGACUCCAUAUGGGAGAAAACCAGUAUGAUUACAAAGAAUAUGAGAAUAUCUUUUACUUCUCAUCCUUUAUGGAACAUCAGAAACUUGGUGCUGUAGAGAAAGUGUGUAAAUACAAUGAGUGGGAGAAAGUCUUUGGGUAUGACUCGUUCCUCACUCAACACACAAGCUCUUACAAUGCAGAGAAGCCCUUUGAGUACAGUGAGUGUGGCACGUCCUUCAUCUGGAGCUCCUACCUGAUUCAGCAUAAGAAGAGUCAUGCUGGAGAGAAGCCCUAUGAAUGUGACAAGUGUGGAAAAGCUUUUAGGAAUCGUUCCGCCCUUACUAAACACGAGCGGACUCACACUGGAAUAAAACCCUAUGAAUGUAACAAGUGUGGAAAAGCCUUUAGCUGGAAUUCUCACCUUGUUGUACACAAGAGGAUACAUACAGGAGAAAAACCUUAUGUAUGUAAUGAGUGUGGGAAAUCUUUCAACUGGAACUCCCAUCUUAUUGGACACCAGAGGACUCAUACUGGAGAGAAGCCUUUUGAGUGUACAGAGUGUGGGAAGUCUUUCAGCUGGAGCUCCCACCUCAUUGCCCACAUGAGAAUGCAUACUGGAGAGAAGCCCUUUAAAUGUGACGAGUGUGAGAAGGCUUUUAGGGAUUACUCAGCCCUUAGUAAACACGAACGAACUCACUCUGGAGCAAAACCAUAUAAAUGCACUGAGUGUGGAAAAUCCUUCAGCUGGAGCUCCCAUCUCAUUGCCCACCAGAGAACUCACACAGGGGAGAAACCCUAUAACUGCCAGGAAUGUGGCAAAGCAUUCAGAGAACGCUCAGCCCUCACUAAGCAUGAAAUCAUUCAUUCUGGAAUUAAGCCCUAUGAAUGUAACAAAUGUGGGAAAUCCUGCAGCCAAAUGGCUCACCUUGUUAGGCAUCAAAGGACUCACACUGGAGAAAAACCCUAUGAGUGCAAUAAAUGUGGGAAGUCCUUCAGUCAGAGCUGUCACCUGGUGGCUCAUCGGAGAAUUCACACUGGUGAGAAACCCUAUAAAUGUAAUCAGUGUGAAAGGUCCUUUAACUGUAGCUCUCACCUUAUUGCACACCGGAGAACUCACACUGGAGAGAAACCAUACAGAUGUAAUGAAUGUGGGAAGGCAUUCAAUGAGAGCUCUUCCCUGAUUGUGCACCUGAGAAACCACACUGGAGAGAAGCCCUACAAGUGUAACCACUGUGAGAAAGCUUUCUGUAAGAAUUCCUCCCUUAUCAUCCACCAGAGAAUGCACAGUGGAGAGAAGCGCUUCAUAUGCAGCCAGUGUGGAAGAGCCUUCAGCGGCCACUCGGCCCUGCUUCAGCACCAGAGGAGUCACAGCGAGGAGAAACGUCCUUGAAUUGAUCAGAGGGUUUCAUUUCUUGUACAUUUGAUGACCUAUGGGAGAAAACCCUAUAAAUAAAAUCAAAAGGGAAAGCUUCUCAUUAAGAAUUCAAUAAGACUCCCCCUUUCUCCUUCAGUAGGGAAUAUCUUAGAAGUAAUGGUAUGAAUGAGAAAAUUAGGGAAAGGGUUUCUGCAGUCUUCAGCCCUUUCAGCCUCAUAUCAACACAGAGAAGGAAGCUCUGGACUCCGCACGCAGCCCACCGGGAGCCUGUGCUUGAGGAUCUGGCGGGGGCACCCUUCAGCAGGAGCUCCCACCUCUGUGAUCGUGUGCUCUGUGGGGGGGUCGUGCAGAGCGGGUUGGACUGGAAUGUACUUCUCAAGGAGCUGAGAUGUGGGUGGAAAUCUUUGUAACACCGUUUUAUGCAUAAUUACAGAAAUGCAGAUAGAUUUGGCUUUUAUAGGGGCAGGGUUUAGUGCCCUUUAAGGGGUAGAAUAUGGGAUAUUAAUCUGGUUCCAGAAAGGAAAUAGUGUAGUUUUGAGUGGGGUGUUUGCUGUUGCUCAAGAUGAACUCCUUAGACAAGAUGAGUGCGUGAGAUCACUGAGGGCAGAAAGGGUGCAGCCUGGAAGGGAGAGGCUGGUGUGGGCCGAAGGUGACUCACCACCUGGGGCCAGGGUCCACUGCCUGUCUCUGCUCAUGACUCCCUCCUUGGGUGGUAGUUGGUAAUUUGUUUUAGGCAAUCACUAUAAAUUAUUACUUUGGACAUGGCUUCAAUAUACCUAGCACAAAGGAAUUAAAAGAACAUAGAAUUGUGUGUGAUAUCUACUAUAACAGAUCUAAAAAAUGUGUAUAUGGAUAAGGACCUGAGGGGCCCAUGGAGAAAUUAACCCACUUAAUUUAAGAUGUUUUCGUUUUGUUCUUCAGGUACUUAUAGCACUUAUCAUUUGCCGUUUUGUUUUAAAUGCUUUUCAGAUAUUAAAUUGUUUAAUCCCAUUAACUAGGUACUACCAUUACCCCAGUUUUCCAAAUGGGGAACCAAGGCAGAAAUGUCGGGGAACCCRGCUGAGGACCAGAGCUAGUAAGGAGGAGAGCUGAGGUUGGCUCCAGAGGCCGUGUCCCAACCACUGUGCUCUGCRUCUCUAGUGAUACUUCACCCUCAUGUUCCCCUUUUGUUUAGUGUUUCUAUA